Messenger RNA from Meloidogyne enterolobii, 270 nucleotides. Lineage: Eukaryota; Metazoa; Nematoda; Chromadorea; Rhabditida; Meloidogynidae. The record is from the annotation of a GenBank genome assembly.
AUGACUGUAAUUAGAACAAAUGAUAAAUUACUUAUUUUACAAUUUUUAAUUCAAUAUUCAACAAAAACAACAACAAAAUCUUCUUCUUCUUUACAAAAUAAAUUUAAACAAAAAUUAAAUAAAUUACUUUUGGGAAAUUUAAUAGAAGAAAAUAUUUAUUUAAAAUUUAAUUUUAUUUGUUUAUUUCCCCCACAAAUUAAUAUUAUUCUAGCUGUAAAACAAUCAAAUAUAUUAAUUAAUAUAUUAAAACAGAAAAUUAAUUACGAAUAA